Gryllus bimaculatus (two-spotted cricket) is the source of this 865-nucleotide messenger RNA. NCBI's taxonomy places the organism in Eukaryota, Metazoa, Arthropoda, Insecta, Orthoptera, Gryllidae. The record is from the annotation of a GenBank genome assembly.
AUGGACACCGCGGCGCGGCGCGCGCUGUGGGACCUGCUGCGCGAGGAGAAGGCGGGCCGCACCCUGCUGCUCACCACGCACAUGAUGGACGAGGCGGACGUGCUGGGCGACCGCAUCGCCAUCAUGGCCGGCGGCCGGCUGCAGUGCUACGGCUCGCCCUACUUCCUCAAGAAGCGCUUCAGCGGCGGCUACCACCUCGUGGUGUUGCUGGCGAAGCAUAUUCAGGGCCUGAAGAUUGUCCGGGAGACGGGGUUUGAGAUCGUCUACCAGCUGGACGAAGCUCGGACGGCGAGCUUCGAGCCAAUGUUGGCGGAUCUGGAGCGGAAGGCGACAGAGUUGGACGUGGCCACCUUCGGUGUCUCCCUCACCACCAUGGAGGAGGUGUUCUUGAAGUAGGUGGACUCCAAAUAGUAACGUUUAAACCACAACAUUAGGGCUGCGGAUAAAAGCUCGCGCCUCGAAAUUAGUAGGUACAAACCCAAAUUAUUAAGUGGAACAAAGCAGGUUUGACGAGGGUUAGUGAGUUCAAAUUUUACGAGCAUAGUUAUGUGUGAAUAUGUUUCCGUAUUGCACUCAUUUUCUCGUUUAUUGUAAGUUUUGAAGCAAACGUAAUGAAAACAAUUCCUUUGUAAUUUCGUUUGCUCCAUUGUUCUAGUUUAGCACUGUCAAAUUAUACAAAUCGAAUGAAUAAAUCUCUGAGUUUUGAAACUUGCUUUGAUAUUUUUUGGUACCUAGAACAAAUUAAUCUAAAAAUCCUGAAUUGUGGGGGUAGGGGUGUUACUUCAAAGUGAGUGAUUGGAAUUCUCACUUCCGGUACUGUAAUAAAUCCAUUUAUAUUUGCACUUUUGAAUUGAGACUAAAAAUU